AUGAAUCCAGACAAAUUCACUGAUAAAACCAAUCAGACCAUUUCCGAUGCCUUUCAUCUCGCCAAAGAACACUCACACAUUUAUAUUUCUCCUCUCCAUGUGGCAUGCGUCAUUUUCGAUCCAGAAGAUUCUCAAUCUCUAGGAAAUUUAGUAUGUAAGAAAUUGAGCAGUACUAGUGGUACUGAAGGAACAGCCACCAAAGGUGCAAGUGCCACACCCCUCAAUAUUGAUUGUGCCAAAAUUCAAAAAGAAUUGAAAUCGAGUAUGCAAACUAAAAUUGCUUCUCAAUCACCACCAGUUCAAGAUUUAGCUCCCAAUAGAAGACUAGUGACUGUACUUCAAAAUGCAGAUACUAUUCGAGAACAAUUGGGAGAUCAUUUAUUGGCUGUCGAUCAUUUAUUGUUGGCUCUCAUGGAUGAUUCUGAUGUGAAUAGUGCCAUUUCUAAAGCCACUGGAAAUGCCUUAACAAAGACUCUGUUAAAAGAUGUACUCUCUCAGAUUCGAGGUGGAAAGAAGGUUGAAUCCAAACAAGCAGAAUCGGGUUAUGAUGCAUUGAAUCGUUAUGGAUUGGACUUGGUUGAAAGAGCACGAGAAGGUAAAUUAGAUCCAGUGGUUGGAAGAGACAAGGAAAUUGCCAGAACCAUUCGAAUUCUAUCAAGAAGAACUAAAAACAACCCAGUUUUACUUGGUCCUCCUGGUGUUGGUAAAACCGCAAUCGUCGAAGGUAUCGCCAUGAGAAUUGCUAAAGGAGACAUUCCACAGAAUUUGAAAUGUAAAUUAUUUGCCAUUGAUUUAGCUUCCAUGAUUAGUGGCAGCAAAUAUAGAGGUGAAUUGGAAGAACGAGUCAAAGCUCUCUUGAAAGAAGUAGAAGAAAAUCACAAUGACAUUAUUCUGUUCAUUGAUGAAAUUCACACCAUUGUAGGAGCUGGUGCCACUGGUGAAGGAAGUAUGGACAUUGCCAACAUGAUCAAACCCUUAUUGGCACGUGGCAUGUUGAGAUUAAUCGGUGCUACCACACUUGGUGAGUACAAAAAGUACAUUGAGAAAGAUGCUGCUUUUGAAAGAAGAUUCCAACCAGUCUUUGUUGAAGAACCCUCCGUGCAAGAAACUAUUUCCAUUUUGAGAGGUUUGAAAGAUCGUUAUGAAGCUCAUCAUGGUGUUCGUAUUUUAGAUGCUGCAUUGGUUCAAGCAGCUCGUCUCUCUUCUCGUUACAUUUCUGGAAGAUUCAAUCCUGAUAAGAGUAUUGAUCUUAUUGAUGAAGCAUGUUCCUCCAUUCGUGUGCAAUUAGACAGUAGACCUGAAGCGAUUGAUUCUCUCGAAAGAAGAAAAUUACAACUUGAAGUUGAAGCCACUGCUUUGGAAAAGGAAAAGAAGUUUGAAGAUGAAAAGACAAAACAACGUUUGGAAGAGGUCAAAAAAGAAAUUUCCAAAAUUGAUGAAGAAUUGAAACCACUCAUCUUGAAGUUUGAAUCAGAACGAUCUCUUGUGAAUGAAUUGAGAGAAAAGAAUCAAAAGCUUGAGAGAUUGAAAGCCAAAAUGGUGGAUGCAGAGGCACGAUAUGAUUUGGCAUUGGCCUCUGACUUGAAAUAUGGAGCCAUUCCAGAAUUGGAAGAAUCCAUUCGACAACUCAAGAGAAAGAUUGAACAGCAAGAGGAACAAGAUGUGAAAACCGGAGGAGGAAACAAACUUGUGAGUGAUAUUGUAGGUCCAGAACAAAUCAAUGAGGUUGUUUCAAGAUGGACUGGAAUUCCAGUGGAAAAGUUGAAUGAGACAGAAAAGGAAAAAAUUCUCAAGCUUGAAGAUCGUUUGAGAAAGAGAGUCAUUGGUCAAGAUGAAGCCAUUUCUGCUCUCUCUGAAGCCAUCAUUCGAUCGAGAAGUGGAUUAAGCGAUCCUAAUAAGCCAAUUGGAUCGUUUUUAUUCUGUGGUAUGACUGGUACUGGUAAAACUCAACUCGCCAAGGCCAUUGCUAAAGAAUUAUUUGAUGAUGAAAAACACAUGAUUAGAAUUGACAUGUCUGAAUACAUGGAAGAGCACUCUGUUUCCAAACUGAUUGGAGCUCCACCAGGUUAUGUUGGAUUUGACAGAGAUUCUCAAUUGACAGAACCAGUGAGGAGAAGACCUUACACCGUCGUGUUAUUCGAUGAAGUUGAAAAAGCUCAUCCUCGCGUUCUGAAUGUUCUUCUUCAAUUACUCGAUGAAGGAAGAUUAACAGAUUCACAAGGAAGAACAGUAGAUUUUAAGAAUACUGUCAUUAUUCUCACCUCUAAUAUUGGUUCUCAUCUAUUCCUAAAUAUGAAUGACAGUAAUAGAAAACAAAUUCAAAAGCAAGUGAUGGAAUUGAUCAAGAAACACUUCUCACCAGAGUUUUUGAAUCGUUUGGAUGACAUUUUAUUCUUCUCUCCUCUCACUCAACAACACUUGAUGGAUGUGGUGAGAUUGCAAUUGGAUAAAAUCACUGAGAGACUUCGUGAAAGAGAUAUUACUAUUGAUUUGAGAGAUUCUGCUUGUGAAUUGAUUGUUAAGGAAGCUUAUGAUCCAAAUUAUGGUGCUCGUCCAAUGCAACGAUACAUUCAGAAACAUAUUGUGACCGAGUUGAGCAAGUUAAUGUUGAAGGGUGAAUUGAGAGAUGGUAAUCAUGUCAUUGUUCAAGGAGUAGAUGGAACAUUUAGAUUCACCGUAUUGCCAGAUCGAUCUGGAGAGGAUGGAAAGCAAAAUUCGAUCACCUUUAAAGUAAGAGUAACUGUGUGA
Molecule: messenger RNA, 2748 nt
Organism: Naegleria fowleri
Lineage: Eukaryota; Heterolobosea; Eutetramitea; Acrasida; Naegleriidae
Exons: 2
Coding region: 1-2748 (915 amino acids)
Biological process (GO): cellular response to heat
Cellular component (GO): cytoplasm
Molecular function (GO): ATP hydrolysis activity; ATP binding
Source: RefSeq, a predicted model, not a curated record